AUGUCGGGUCCUGUCAAUGGCAGUGCUCAGGCUGCCAGUGGAGCCGCAGUUCCUGAUCUCCCGAGACUGACUAGCCCCUCUGUGGAGCUCAGGGACAAGGAAGACCAGUCCGCCCACACACAGCUCGUGGAGCCGCCCCCGCUCCAAGUGGCCUCUGUAGCUCUUACGCAGAGCCCACCACCUCUGCUGUUUGUGGGACAUCCCCUCCUGCCUGCCUCCAUGGCUGUCGCCUCCCUGAGGAUCCCCAGUCCCCACUCGUCCCCCAGCUGGGAUGGGGAGUCGGAGCCCGAGGAGCUGCAAUCCUAUGAGAUCCUCCUAAACCAGGAGGCCAGCAAGGAUGAGGAUGUCAUCGUGCUGGAUUCCAGUGAUCCACCCCUCCCUGCCCUGCCAGAGCCCAGCAGAGAUCUCAUCGCCUACGAGGUCCAGGUGAACCGAAGAGACAUUGAAGACUUGUGCAUUUGCUGUGGGAGCACCCAGGUGUAUACGCAGCACCCGCUGUUCGAGGGGGGCAUGUGCACCCUCUGCAAGGACAGGUACUUAAACGGCCUGUUCCUGUAUGAUGACGACGGCCACCAGUCCCUCUGCUCUAUCUGCGGCUUGGGGGAUGUCCUGCUGAUGUGUGAGAGCCCCGACUGCACCCGGUGCUACUGCUUCGAGUGCGUGGACGCCCUGUUGGGCCCCGGGAAGGCCGUGCAGGCCCAGGCACAGAGCAAGUGGGCCUGCUUCCUCUGCCUGCCCCUCCCUGGUAGCGGGCUGCUGCGCAGGCGAACCCAGUGGAGAGCCCGCCUCAAGGCCUUCCAGGACCGCGAGUCGGCGUGGCCCCAGGAGAUAUUUGAAACAGUGCCCGUGGAGGAACGGAGGCCAAUGCGGGUGCUGUGCCUCUUUGCCGACAUCGGCCCUGAGCUAGCCAGCCUGGGUUUUCUGUGGAGCGACGCUGGACCAGAACAGCUGAAAAUCGUGCAUGAUGUGACGAACAUCGUGAGGCGGGACGUGAAAGCCUGGGGCGCCUUUGACCUCGUUUUUGGAUCCACACCCCCCAUUGGCCAAUACUGCAACUACCCUUGUGAGAGCUGGUACCUGUUCCAGUUCCACCGGAUCCUGCAGUACACGCGCCCCCCUCCUGGCAGCAGCCCCCUCUUCUUCUGGGCCUUCGUGGAUGCCCUGCAUCUGAAACCAGAAAAUCAGGCCAUUGCCUCCCGCUUCCUGGAGACUGACCCGGUGACCAUCCAGGACAGCCAAGACAAGGACGGCAGAACCAUCCAGAAUGCUGUUCGUAUGUGGAGCAACAUCCCGGCAGUGAAGAGGCACACGGAGCUGGCGCCUGAGCAAGAGGCAGCGUUGCUGGCCAAGGGCAGGCAGUGGUCAUGGGAUCCCAGAGCCCUGCAGCUGGUGAAGAGCUGUUUCCUGCCCCUGAAGGAGUAUUUUGAGUUCUCCUGCCCCUCAGAGAAUAUCUAG
Molecule: messenger RNA, 1455 nt
Organism: Suncus etruscus (white-toothed pygmy shrew)
Lineage: Eukaryota; Metazoa; Chordata; Mammalia; Eulipotyphla; Soricidae
Gene: DNMT3L
Product: DNA methyltransferase 3 like
Exons: 13
Coding region: 1-1455 (484 amino acids)
Biological process (GO): negative regulation of transcription by RNA polymerase II
Cellular component (GO): nucleus
Molecular function (GO): DNA (cytosine-5-)-methyltransferase activity, acting on CpG substrates; enzyme activator activity; DNA binding
Source: RefSeq, a predicted model, not a curated record